Messenger RNA from Panicum hallii, 1462 nucleotides. Its product is annotated as peroxidase 50-like. Lineage: Eukaryota; Viridiplantae; Streptophyta; Magnoliopsida; Poales; Poaceae. Gene Ontology annotation, biological process: response to oxidative stress; hydrogen peroxide catabolic process. The record is from RefSeq and is a predicted model, not a curated record. The transcript has 4 exons. Bases 20 to 1324 code for a protein of 434 amino acids. Gene Ontology annotation, molecular function: peroxidase activity; heme binding.
CACAGCAUUCGGCGGUCUGAUGUUCGCACGCUCUCAUCUGGCGGGCGUCAUUUGUUGGCGACGACGGUACAAGCAAGCGAAGAUGAGGUCCAGCAGUAUGGGCGCCGGCAGCGUGAGGCUUGCGGCGGCGCUCCUCGCGCUGGCGCUCGCCGCGGCGGGCAGCGCCCCGCCGUGCGCGGCGCAGCCACUCCGGCGCAACUACUACGCCGGCGUCUGCCCCAGCGUGGAGUCCAUCGUGCGCGGCGUCGUGGCGAAGAAGGUCCAGCAGACCGGCACCACCAUCGGCGCCACCGUGCGCCUCUUCUUCCACGACUGCUUCGUCCAGGGCUGCGACGCGUCGGUGAUCGUGGCGUCGGCUGGGAAUAACACCGCGGAGAAGGACCACCCCAACAACCUGUCCCUGGCCGGCGACGGCUUCGACACCGUCAUCAGGGCCAAGGCGGCCGUCGACGCCGUGCCGCAGUGCCGGAACAGGGUGUCAUGCGCCGACAUCCUCGCCAUGGCCACCAGAGACGCCAUCGCCCUGGCCGGCGGGCCGUCGUACGCGGUGGAGCUGGGGCGGCUGGACGGGCUGAGCUCGACGAAGAGCAGCGUCGACGGCAAGCUUCCGGCGCCCUUCUUCAACCUGGACCAGCUCAACAAGAUCUUCGCGGCCAACGGGCUCUCGCAGGCCGACAUGAUCGCCCUCUCAGUUAGGCAAGCACAACCAUGCAAGCAACCGUGGCCGCUACCUCCAAUCCAACAGCCUGCACUGCACAUGAUCCAAUCCAAUCGCAAUCCAGCUCGUCCAUGCCAUGCCUUAUUCCCUUUAUUUCCUGUUCUGGAACCUAGCGCCGCUACCGUACAACACACCCGAUCAUCUCCGAUCCAAGGACGCCAACGAUCUGACGACGACAGCCUCGAUGCAUGUGAUGGUUUUGAUGCAGCGGGUCACACGGUGGGGCUGGCGCACUGCGGCACCUUCUCUGGCCGGCUCCGGGGGCCGUCGGCGCCGGACCCGACGCUGGACCGGGGCUACGCGGCGCAGCUGCAGGCGGAGUGCCCGGCGAACGUCGACCCGCGGGCCGCCGUGUCCAUGGACCCCGUCACGCCGGUGGCCUUCGACAACCAGUACUUCCGAAACCUGCAGGGCGGGAAGGGCCUGCUGGCCUCCGACCAGGUGCUCUACACCGACCCGAGGUCCAAGCCCACCGUCGACGCCUGGGCCCGGAGCGCCGCGGCGUUCAACCGGGCCUUCGUGGAGGCCAUCACCAAGCUGGGCCGGGUCGCGGUCAAGACGGGGGCCCAAGGGAACAUCCGCCGCAACUGCGCAGUGCUCAACUGACUAUUUUUCAAUUGCCGAGCUAAUUUGUAAUGUAACCCAGUUUCUUCAUACCUCCGCUAAAAAAAAGUUUCUUCAGACCUGUUUGGAGGAAACAAAGCCAAAAAUAUUCAAGUCUGUACUAUUUAUUGGGAACUCUAA